Molecule: messenger RNA, 5259 nt
Organism: Propithecus coquereli (Coquerel's sifaka)
Lineage: Eukaryota; Metazoa; Chordata; Mammalia; Primates; Indriidae
Gene: AMBRA1
Product: autophagy/beclin-1 regulator 1
Exons: 17
Coding region: 365-4177 (1270 amino acids)
Biological process (GO): autophagy
Cellular component (GO): intracellular membrane-bounded organelle
Molecular function (GO): protein binding
Source: RefSeq, a predicted model, not a curated record
CCUCCUUUGAUGUCUGGGGCGUUCGGGUAUUCGGUGAUCUUUGCGUCGUCUUCUUGGUUGAUGUCUCCUGAGCGGCGGCGGCGCCGGGUCGAGGGCUGAGAUACCUGCGAGGCCCCGCGCUCAGGCCGCUUUCUCCCGCCGGUCGGUGGAGCGGACCCCUUGCUUUCUUUCUCCCUCUUCCUUCCUUCUCUCUGUGGCUCACCUCGCCCACAGGACUGCAAACAAAGCUCCCGUCGGCCUUGCAGAUUUCCAUGAGGGCAACUUACAAGGACCUGAAUGGCCUCGUUUUAGCUGCUUCAGUGUGUGGAGCUAUUACUUGCUCCUUCAUUUCCUGGACCUGGUGUGACAGUGGCUACUGAGCGCCAUGAAGGUUGUCCCAGAGAAGAAUGCUGUCCGGAUACUCUGGGGGCGAGAACGGGGCACUCGAGCCAUGGGAGCUCAGCGGCUUCUACAGGAACUGGUGGAAGAUAAAACCCGGUGGAUGAAAUGGGAGGGCAAGAGAGUAGAACUACCGGAUAGUCCACGCUCUACCUUCUUGCUGGCCUUCAGCCCAGACAGGACUCUCCUGGCCUCCACCCAUGUGAAUCAUAAUAUCUAUAUUACGGAGGUGAAGACCGGCAAGUGUGUUCACUCUCUGAUUGGACACCGCCGCACUCCAUGGUGUGUCACUUUUCAUCCUACCAUCUCAGGCCUUAUUGCUUCUGGCUGCCUAGAUGGUGAGGUUAGGAUUUGGGAUUUACAUGGUGGCAGUGAAAGCUGGUUCACAGAUAGCAACAAUGCCAUUGCCUCCCUGGCUUUCCACCCUACGGCUCAGCUCCUGCUGAUUGCCACUGCCAAUGAGAUCCACUUCUGGGAUUGGAGCCGACGGGAGCCCUUUGCUGCAGUGAAAACAGCUAGUGAGAUGGAACGGGUCCGUCUGGUGAGAUUUGAUCCACUUGGACACUACUUACUCACAGCAAUUGUUAACCCAUCUAAUCAGCAGGGUGAUGAUGAACCAGAGAUCCCCAUAGAUGGAACAGAAUUAUCCCACUACCGUCAGCGUGCCCUCCUGCAAUCACAGCCAGUCCGCCGGACGCCUCUCCUCCACAAUUUCCUGCACAUGCUGUCCUCCCGCUCCUCUGGCAUCCAGGUGGGAGAGCAAAGCACAGUGCAAGAUUCUGCUACCCCCUCACCCCCACCGCCUCCCCCUCAGCCCUCCACGGAGCGCCCCAGGACUUCCGCUUACAUCAGGCUCCGACAGCGGGUCAGUUACCCCACAGCUGAGUGCUGCCAGCACCUUGGGAUCCUGUGCCUUUGCAGCCGCUGCUCUGGCACUCGAGUUCCUUCCCUCUUGCCACACCAGGACAGUGUCCCCCCUGCUUCUGCCAGAGCUACUACCCCUUCCUUUUCUUUUGUACAGACCGAGCCCUUCCAUCCCCCGGAGCAGGCCUCGUCAACGCAGCAGGACCAGGGCCUCCUGAACCGGCCGUCUGCCUUCAGUACAGUCCAGAGCAGCACAGCCGGCAACACGCUCCGCAACCUCAGUCUGGGUCCCACCCGUCGUUCUUUGGGAGGCCCUCUAUCUAGCCACCCUUCUAGGUAUCAUCGAGAAAUAGCCCCUGGACUGACAGGAUCUGAGUGGACCCGGACAGUACUCAGUCUGAACUCUCGCUCUGAGGCGGAAUCCAUGCCCCCACCCAGGACCAGCGCCUCUUCGGUGAGUUUGCUGUCGGUGCUGAGACAGCAGGAAGGUGGCUCUCAGGCAUCUGUGUACACUUCGGCCACAGAAGGGAGGGGUUUUCCAGCAUCAGGGUUGGCAACUGAGUCAGAUGGAGGGAAUGGCUCCAGCCAAAACAACUCAGGCAGCAUUCGCCAUGAGCUUCAGUGUGACCUGAGACGCUUCUUUUUGGAGUAUGACCGGCUUCAGGAGCUGGAUCAGAGCCUGAGUGGGGAAGCUUCCCAGAGCCAACAGGCCCAGGAAAUGCUCAACAAUAACAUCGAAUCUGAAAGGCCAGGCCCUUCCCACCAGCCCACCCCUCACAGCAGUGAGAACAACUCCAAUCUGUCCCGUGGCCACCUGAAUCGCUGCCGUGCUUGUCACAAUCUCCUGACCUUCAACAAUGAUACCUUGCGCUGGGAAAGAACCACACCUAACUACUCCUCUGGUGAGGCUAGCUCCUCCUGGCAGGUCCCCAGUACCUUUGAGGGUAUGCCAUCAAGCGGCAGCCAGUUGCCACCUCUCGAGCGGACUGAGGGCCAAACGCCCAGCUCCAGCAGGCUGGAGUUGAGCAGCUCUGCUAGCCCACAGGAGGAGAGGACUGUGGGGGUGGCCUUUAACCAAGACACAGGCCACUGGGAAAGAAUUUACACCCAGUCCAGCAGAUCUGGAACUGUAUCACAGGAAGCCUUACAUCAGGAUAUGCCUGAGGAAAGCUCUGAGGAAGAUUCACUCAGGAGAUUAUCUCCUGCUGCAUACUACGCCCAGAGGAUGAUCCAGUAUCUCUCACGGAGAGACAGUAUUCGCCAGCGCUCUAUGCGCUACCAACAGAACCGUCUGCGUUCUUCCACCUCCUCCUCUUCCUCAGAGAACCAGGGUCCAUCAGUAGAGGGAACCGACUUGGAAUUUGAGGACUUUGAGGACAAUGGUGACAGAUCCAGGCACCGAGCUCCACGCAAUGCCCGGAUGUCUGCACCUUCACUUGGACGCUUUGUCCCAAGGCGUUUUUUGCUGCCUGAGUACUUGCCUUAUGCUGGGAUUUUUCAUGAACGUGGACAGCCUGGCUUGGCUACUCACUCUUCUGUAAACAGGGUCCUGGCAGGGGCAGUGAUUGGUGAUGGACAGUCUGCUGUGGCCAGUAACAUUGCCAAUACAACCUACCGGCUCCAGUGGUGGGACUUCACUAAGUUUGACCUCCCAGAAAUCAGUAAUGCCUCCGUGAAUGUGCUGGUGCAGAACUGCAAGAUCUACAAUGAUGCCAGCUGUGACAUCUCUGCAGAUGGCCAGCUCCUGGCAGCUUUCAUCCCUAGCAGCCAGAGGGGCUUUCCUGAUGAAGGCAUCCUAGCGGUGUACUCCCUAGCCCCCCAUAACCUGGGUGAAAUGCUCUACACCAAGCGAUUUGGUCCCAAUGCCAUUUCAGUGAGCCUGUCCCCAAUGGGCCGAUACGUAAUGGUGGGCUUGGCCUCACGAAGGAUCCUGCUGCACCCCUCCACAGAACACAUGGUGGCCCAGGUCUUCAGGCUGCAACAGGCCCAUGGUGGCGAGACCUCCAUGAGGAGAGUUUUCAACGUCCUUUACCCUAUGCCUGCUGACCAGCGGAGACAUGUCAGCAUCAACUCUGCCCGUUGGCUGCCUGAGCCAGGGCUCGGCCUUGCCUAUGGUACCAACAAAGGAGACCUGGUGAUCUGCCGACCAGAGGCCUUAAACUCUGGUGUCGAGUACUACUGGGACCAGCUGAACGAGACUGUCUUCACUGUCCAUUCCAACAGCAGGAGCAGCGAACGGCCUGGAACCAGCAGAGCCACGUGGAGGACAGACAGAGAUAUGGGUCUGAUGAAUGCAAUUGGGUUGCAGCCCCGGAACCCCACCACCUCAGUGACAUCUCAGGGCACCCAGACUCUGGCCCUGCAGCUGCAGAAUGCCGAAACACAGACCGAAAGGGAGCUGCAGGAGCCAGGGACGGCAGCCUCGGGUCCUGGUGAAGGUGAGGGCUCAGAGUACGGUGCUGGUGGGGAAGAUGCCCUCAGCAGGAUCCAGAGGCUGAUGGCGGAGGGGGGCAUGACGGCCGUGGUGCAGCGGGAGCAGAGCACCACCAUGGCCUCCAUGGGGGGCUUCGGCAACAACAUCAUCGUCAGCCACCGCAUUCAUCGCAGCUCCCAGACUGGCACCGAGCCGGGUGCCACCCGCACCUCCUCACCCCAGCCCUCCACUUCUCGGGGACUGCUCCCGGAACCUGGGCAGCUGGCAGAGCGAGGCCUAAGCCCACGGACAGCCUCCUGGGACCAGCCUGGUACCCCUGGGCGGGAGCCACCCCAGCCAACCCUGCCCUCUUCCUCCCCUUCCCCUAUUCCUGUCCCCCUUCCCAGCACUGAGGGACCAACCCUGCACUGCAGCCUGACCAAUAACAACCACCUUCCUGAUGGCAGUGGCAGCGGCAGGGGGGAAGCUGCAGGCCCCAGUGGGGAGCCACGGAACAGGUAGAGACGAAUGUGUGCACUGGUGCCUCCCCUCGAACCGCUGAGCAGAAACCGGACCUCACAGCUGACUGGGAACUGGACACAUGGAAGAGCUGCUGGCUGCUUCAGGGAACAGGAGGAGUAAGAGGGUGGGGGUCGAGAGGAGUCAGAGUCAGUGGGCAUGAGGCAGUCGAAUGGGCAAGGCUUGCCUCAGGGGACUAGAACCUUCCAGGAUCUGGAGCCCAGGAGAGCCAUACUGCUGGGCUUAAUGUGAAUGGAGAAGCAAGUGGGUAUCUCUGCCAUGAACCCCGCCUUUCUCCUAGGAACAUGGGCUCAAGGGACUCAGUCCUCCACAGAGAGCCCCAGAAGAGUGAACAGUCAGUCUUCCAGAUCUGGGCAAGCCAUCCUGCACAGAGGCCAAUGGGGCAGCUUUUCUCUGUCCACCUGUUGGGUGGGCAGAGCCACCAGGAGCCCAAAACAGGAGGAGCGGUCUGGCCCCCAGAAACCAUCUCCAACUCUGAGCCUUCCAGAGCUUCAGCCUCUCUACGUCAUCUUACCCCACAGAAACCACAGCCAGGGUCAGGCCAGGCUCCCAGAUUCCUGAGGAUAGAGACUUCCUGCAUAUUUACUGAUGGGGGACAACUGUGAGGUGAAGGGGGCAGCCUGCUUGCCUGAUACAGGAUGGGGUCAAGGGGCGGUGGGCAGGUCCUCACUCAGGAGUGGGGGGUGUAGGCUGGCCCGCCCCCAGGGCUUGUCCACCAAGCUCCUCCCUCCCCUCCAAGGCCCUCAGCAGCACCUGUGGGUGUCAGUAUUACCUGAGCCUAGGCCAAAGCUAGCCCAAGGCCGGGGAGGGGAUGAGACUCCAGGUCAGAAUGUGAGGUCUUGGUCUGUGAUUUAAGGUGUUGCAUGUGGAAUCUUGAACUGUAUGUGUAGUUUCUAGUGGAGAAAUCAAGGCUCUGAUCAUUUCGUUUUUAGUAUGAAAAUGUGAUUUCCUUUCUGUUUGUAACUCAUCAUAGAAACAUUGUGGUGGGAGGAGAGGGGAUAGUCUACUGCUGAUGAGGGAAACACCAAAGAUCUACAUCAUUAAAAUGAUGACAUGCCCCUCGC